Messenger RNA from Macrosiphum euphorbiae (potato aphid), 414 nucleotides. NCBI's taxonomy places the organism in Eukaryota, Metazoa, Arthropoda, Insecta, Hemiptera, Aphididae. The record is from the annotation of a GenBank genome assembly.
AUGGAUAUAUACAAAAAAUCUUUAGAAGAUAAGUCAUACAGGUACGAAAGAAAUUCAAGGUUUAAAAACCAAAAAUAUGAUGUUAAAAUUGUCGCAACACAAACUAUAAGUUGUGGAAAAAUAAUUUACACCUUGUGUGGAAUGACAGCUCCCAUAAAACCUGAAGAAAUAAAAAUUGGUGUGAAUGACUUCUCUAUUUUGACCAGUUCGCGGAACAAAAAGGAUUUAUUGUUCCUGGGCCCUGCGGCGUACAUAAAUCAUAGCUGCUCCAACAAUACAGAAUGGGUGGCUGGGCUGGGCGAAGGAGUUUGGUGCGCAAAAGCAAUUCAACACAUACGCAUUGGCACAGAAAUAACCACAGAUUAUGGCGACCAUUACUUUGGUGAAAACCAAAAAGAUUGUGAAUGUGGAUGA